Messenger RNA from Amorphotheca resinae ATCC 22711, 2028 nucleotides. RefSeq lists its product as hypothetical. The record is from RefSeq and is a predicted model, not a curated record. Gene Ontology annotation, cellular component: nucleus. The annotation marks the transcript as partial. The transcript has a single exon. Lineage: Eukaryota; Fungi; Ascomycota; Leotiomycetes; Helotiales; Amorphothecaceae. Gene Ontology annotation, molecular function: ATP binding; nucleic acid binding.
GAGGAGCCAAAGUCGAAGAAAUCUAAAAAGAAGAGAGUGGCUGAAGAGGAGGGCGACGGAGAUGUGGAUUCAAGGCACAGGCGGUUAAUGGAGAAGAGGGAGAAGUCCCUCAAGAGGGCCCAAAAGCUGGCAGAAAAAGCGGCAGCGGAAGCGGCCCAGACAGAAGAAGCUCCAAUUGAGGAACCUGCAGAGAUCCACGGCCUGGGGCCUCUGCCUCAACCAGAACCUGCCCCCGAACCUCCUGUACAGUCCGCCUUAUCCUCCUUACCACCGUGGCUUGGAUCACCAAUUAGGGUUUCACCCACGAUUACUGCACCGUUUUCAGAGAUUGGGGUCCAUAAGGAUGUUGAGAAGGCUCUACAAGCACACGGCUUCAAGGAGGCAUUCGCAGUACAGGCAGCGGUCUUGCCACUGCUUUUACCUGGGCCCUCUCGCGAGGGUGACGUUCUCGUUUCUGCUGCAACAGGCUCUGGAAAAACCCUAUCAUAUGUUCUGCCCAUGAUUGAAAAUAUUAGCCAAAAUAUCGUCACACAAUUACGAGGUCUUAUCGUCAUGCCAACGCGAGAGCUUGUCUCACAAGCGCGUGAAGUCUGCAAUACCUGCACCGAUGCCUUCGCAAAUGGUGGUAAGAGACGUGUUAAGAUUGGGACUGCGGUUGGAAGUGAUAAUUUCAAGGCUGAACAAGCGGCGUUGAUGGACCAGCAAUUACGACACGAUCCGACGGGAUAUAGGGAACAGAGAAAACCACUCAAUGCGAAGUGGGAGGCUUCUGACGUUGAAAGUGAUGGCGAGGAGGAUCUCCUCCUCUGCGACGGCGAAGAUAUCUCGCCAUUGCCCGACCACGUCAUUGAUCAUAUCUCGAAGGUCGACAUACUUAUCUGUACUCCCGGAAGACUGGUUGAACAUCUGAAGUCCACGCCGGGAUUCACUCUCCAGCAUAUUAAAUGGCUCGUUGUGGACGAAGCGGAUAAACUGCUUGAUCAAAGCUUUCAGCAGUGGUUAAACACGGUCAUGGAGUGUCUUGAGAGGGAUGUGCGCAAGAUCAUCCUCAGCGCCACAUUAACUAGGGAUAUUGGGCAGCUCAAUGGGCUGAAGCUUCAUCGACCGAGGCUUGUUGUUCUCGAAUCAUCCGAAGGGGAUGGGACGGCAGAAGAAGGGCAUACAUUACCGCCGUUGCUGGUUGAAUCUGCUAUAAAAGUUGAUGAUAGUACGAUAAAGCCGUUGUACUUACUGCACCUAUUACGGAAAGAAAACGUGGCAACUCGCACUUUGAAAUCCAGGCAGGCUUUCAAACCAGCCGACAGCCCUGACGAUGAUUCCCAGAGCUCUUCCAGCUCCUCUUCCUCUGGCUCCUCAUCUUCAAACUCCUCGUCCGAUUCAUCCUCCGAGUCGUCUUCCGAGUCGUCUUCCGAUUCGUCUUCCGAUUCAUCCUCCGAGUCGUCUUCCGAGUCGUCCUCCGACGAGUCAUCUACAGACGACUCGGACAACAGUGAAAAUGAGAGUGAUGAACUUGCAUCCGCUCCAUCUCCUCGAGGCGUCCUCAUUUUCACCAAAUCGAACGAAACCGCAGUUCGCCUGGGACGUCUCAUUGCUCUAGUGGAACCAAAGUACUCAGAACUCACUGGCACCCUUACCUCCACAACCCGAAGCUCAACCAGGAAGUCCACGAUCGCCUCGUUCAACGCGGGCAAGCUAUCUAUACUCGUCGCGUCGGAUCUGGUUUCUCGUGGUCUCGAUCUCCCCAACUUAGCACAUGUCGUAAACUAUGAUAUCCCAACCAGCGUUACGAAUUACGUACAUCGCGUAGGGAGGACGGCAAGGGCAGGGAAGAAAGGAAAUGCAUGGACUCUGUUUACGGAUACAGAGGGUAGGUGGUUUUGGAACGAGAUCGCACGCUCAGAGAACAUACAACGAGCACGGGGUUCGAAAGUUGAGAGAGUCAAUAUGAAAGCAGAGGAGCUGUUUGAUAAUGAAUUGAGGGAACGGUACGAGUCUGCUUUGGAAGAAUUGGGGAGGGAGGCUACAAGU